Rhinolophus ferrumequinum (greater horseshoe bat) is the source of this 3344-nucleotide messenger RNA. RefSeq names its product zinc finger protein 598, E3 ubiquitin ligase (gene ZNF598). Gene Ontology annotation, biological process: rescue of stalled cytosolic ribosome; protein ubiquitination. The record is from RefSeq and is a predicted model, not a curated record. The transcript has 12 exons. Gene Ontology annotation, molecular function: ubiquitin protein ligase activity; ribosome binding. The coding region runs from base 34 to 2751 and encodes 905 amino acids. NCBI's taxonomy places the organism in Eukaryota, Metazoa, Chordata, Mammalia, Chiroptera, Rhinolophidae.
CGCGCCGGCCAGGAGGGGGCCGGAGCCCGGACCAUGGCGGCGGCGGCGGGCGCCGAUAGUCGGCGCGCUGUCCUGGAGGCGGCGGCCGCGGCGGCGCCCGAGCGGGGCGGUGGGAGCUGCGUGCUGUGCUGUGGUGACCUGGAGGCCACGGCGCUGGGCCGCUGCGACCACCCGGUGUGCUACCGCUGCUCCACCAAGAUGCGAGUGCUGUGCGAACAGCGCUACUGCGCCGUGUGCCGGGAGGAGCUGCGCCAGGUGGUCUUUGGGAAGAAGCUUCCUGCCUUCGCCACAAUCCCCCUCCCCCAGCUGCAGCACGAGAAGAAGUACGACAUCUACUUUGCUGAUGGGAAAGUGUUCGCCUUGUACAGGCAGCUGCUGCACCACGAGUGCCCGAGGUGCCCAGAGCUGCCGCCCUUUGGCCUCUUCGGGGACCUGGAGCAGCACAUGCGGAAACAGCACGAGCUCUUCUGCUGCAAGCUGUGCCUGAAACACCUCAAGAUCUUCACAUACGAGCGCAAGUGGUACUCACGCAAAGACCUGGCACGGCACCGCAUGCAGGGGGACCCCGAUGACACCUCGCACCGCGGGCAUCCGCUCUGCAAGUUCUGCGACGAGCGCUACCUGGACAACGACGAGCUGCUCAAGCACCUGCGUCGAGACCACUACUUCUGCCACUUUUGUGACUCGGACGGCGCCCAGGACUACUACAGUGACUAUGCGUAUCUUCGUGAACACUUCCGGGAGAAGCACUUCCUGUGUGAGGAGGGCCGCUGCAGCACCGAGCAGUUCACCCAUGCCUUCCGCACCGAGAUUGACCUCAAGGCCCACAAGACGGCUUGCCACAGCCGGAGCCGGGCCGAGGCCCGCCAGAACCGCCAGAUCGAUCUGCAGUUCAGCUAUGCGCCACGGCAUUCGCGCCGGAAUGAAGGGCUCAUCGGUGGCGAGGAUUACGAGGAGGUGGACAGGUACAACCGCCAGGGCCGCACAGGCCGGGCCGGAGGCCGCGGAGCCCAGCAGAGCCGCCGCGGAAGCUGGAGGUACAAGAGGGAAGAAGAGGACCGAGAAGUGGCAGCUGCCAUCCGAGCCUCAGUGGCUGCGCAGCAGCAGCAGCAGGAGACGCACAGGAACGAGGACCGGGAGGAGGGCAGCAGACUCAAGAAGGAGGAGGCAGGGGUGCGGGGGCCCGAGGAACCCCGGGGCCUCCGGCGCCCUCUCCGGACUCAGGGUGAAGGCCCAGGCCCCAAGGAAGCCUCGGCAAAUGGUCCUGUAAGUCAAGAGGCCUUCCCAGCCACCAGCCCUGCCGCAGCGGCCACACUACAGAGCACCCUCCCGCCCCCCACCUCGAAGCUCAAGGAUGAAGAUUUCCCCAGUCUCUGCACCUCUGCUUCCUCGUCCUGCUCUGCGGCAGCAGCCCUGGGCCCUGUGGGGCUGCCACUGGCGUACCCCGUUCCCCCCAGGGGCAGGAGCACCUUCCAGGAGGAUGACUUCCCUGCCCUGGUGUCCUCCAUCUCCAAGCCCAGCACUGCCCCCACCAGCCUCAUCUCUGCAUGGAACAGCAGCAGCAGCAGCAAGAAGGUGGCACAGCCCACCCCAGGGGCCCAGGCUGCUGGUAGGGGCAGCCAGCCCUCCAGGAAGGCUGGGAAGGGGGGCAAGGGCAGCAAGAAGGGUGGGCUGCCCCCAGCAGAGGACGAAGAAGAGGAGGAGAGCCGCACCGGCCUCACCGCCCAGGAGCUGCGGAGCGGGCCCACCACGGUCGCUGUCUCCUCCCUGCUGGCGUUGGCCUCCAACCAGACCUUCACCAAAGUCGGCAAGAAGAAGAAGAUGGGCUCUGAGAAGCGAGGUGCCGCAUCACCCCCACCACUGCCCUCUGACAAAAAUGGCCCCCCUGGGGCUGAGCAGGCCCCUGUGGGCAGAGCUGAGGGGCCUGUCGCUGUCAUCGUCAAUGGACAUACCGAGGGGUUGGCCUCAGUUCGGAGCGUCCCCAAGGAACCCCCUGGGCUCCCGAGGCCCCUGGCGCCCCUCCCUUGUCCCACACCCCAGGAAGACUUCCCAGCACUCAGCGGCCCCUGCCCACCCAGGAUGCCUCCUCCCCCAGGCUUCAGCACUGUGGUGCUCCUGAAGGGCACUGCACCGCCCCCGCCGCCGGGUCUGGUACCUCCUGUCAGCAAGCCGCCCCCCGGCUUCUCCGGCCUGCUGCCCAGCUCCCCCUCGGCCUGCGUCUCCAGCACUAGCACUACCACGAAAGCACCCAGGCUGACACCAGCGCCACAGGCCUACCUGGUCCCCGAGAAUUUCCGGGAGAGGAACCUGCAGCUCAUCCAGUCCAUCAAGGACUUCCUGCAGAGCGAUGAGACGCGCUUCAGCGAGUUCAAGAACCACUCGGGGGAGUUCAGACAGGGCGUGAUCUCCGCAGCCCAGUAUUACAAGAGCUGCCGGGACCUGCUCGGGGAGAACUUCCAGAAGAUCUUCAACGAGCUGCUGGUGCUCCUGCCCGACACGGCCAAGCAGCAGGAGCUGCUGUCCGCGCACAAGGACUUCCGAGGCCAAGAGAGGCCUCCCGGCACCAAGGCCAAGAAGAACAAGAAGAACGCAUGGCAGGCCAGCACGCGGCAGGCCGGCCUGGAUUGCUGCGUGUGCCCCACCUGCCAGCAGGUGCUUGCACAUGGUGAUGUCAGCAGCCACCAGGCUCUGCACGCUGCCCGGGACGAUGACUUCCCCUCCCUGCAGGCCGUUGCCAGGACCCUCACGUAGCUCCCGCCAAGUGAGCAGGAGUGGCCACACCCACGAGCCUCCUUCCUCCCUCGUCCUCCUGGGCUGCCAGGCAGCUGGGUAAGGCCCUGGUGAGGCCACCUGCUCAGGCCCCUCGGUUGGCUGGCCGGCCAGGGGUCACAACGACAGCCCACCCCGCUGUGUCAGCACACUGUCAAGCAGGUGUCCAUCUGGCUCCCUCCUGGGAACUGAGCAGACACCCCUGCUUCAGUGGUGGGCCCGUCUUGGUUUGUGUCUCAUGCUUUUGGAAGGUGCCAGGGUAGUGAAAGGCUGGAAUGCUGGGACCUGCCUGUGCUAUCAGAGCCAGUGGCCAGAUCUGGGACCUCCUGAGCCUGAGGGCUACAGCACCAUGGCCCCCAAGCCUGAUGCUGUGGUCCACUGGUGCUGGAGUCAGGUGUUGAGUGUGUUGUGUAAACAGUUGGCUGUUUUGUGAUUCACGAAUGUUCAGGAUUAAAAGCAGACAAAAUCGUGCUACUUGAAGUUAAAUCUUUCUACGAGACAAGCUGAAUCUGGAAGCUCAAAUUGCCUCUGACCUUUUAUAAAAGUUUAUCUUCAAAUAAAUUUAUUUUGCAAUA